AUGAAUGACCCUUCUGUUGUAGGACUGCUGAUGGUUGAUGAUCAGCAGGUGCCAGUUGCUACCACAACGGUGCAUCGUCAACAGUAUCGCACCAACCGGGACCCUUGGAUUCCUAUUCAGAAAUUGAUUCGUCAACUGGAAAGCCAGGGUGUGAUCAGUGUUUACCACAUGGGACGACUUGGUGCCUUAACCCCCUGGAGCACUGCAGACCUGAGCGAAACCCUGCCCCUGCCAGACCAGCUCCGUAAGCUCCAGGAACGGCUUUACCGUCUGCGCUGGAGCACUAAGGAUGUGGCUGAGCGGGCUCUGCAGGAAGGACUGAAGCAGGCAAAGCUCCCAGGCGUUACCGGAUGGGCUGUUCACGAGAUCAUCAAUCAAGCUUUGGAGAAGCUGGAAGAAAUGCAGGUCCCGAUGCCAGAUUACGCCCUGAAAUCAGCAGGGGCUGCUGUCAUUCAUUCCAGGACUUCUCCAUCCCUCCGGAACGCCAAAGCCAAACUCUUCUUCUAUUCCCUGCCAUUGAUGGAUUACAUGAGGUCCCCUGAGCUUAUUCUGGAGCCAGAAAAUUUUCCUGGAAACUGCUGGCCCUUCCCAGGAAGUCAGGGUCACGUGUUCAUCAAGCUCUCUGUGCCAGUCAUUCCAAGAGCAGUCACCAUGGACCAUGUCUCAGGGACAGCGUUCCACGGAGAAAGUAUCUCCGGAGCUCCAAAGGACUUUGCUGUCUACGGCUUCAAGGAAGAACACGAGGAGCAGGGAAUGUUCCUGGGACAGUUCACUUUCCUGGCGCCACUGAAUCCCAGUCAGACCUUCCAGCUGAAGAACGAGCUCCCUGGGGUCAUGAAUUACAUCAGGCUGCAAGUGCUGAGCAACUGGGGCCACCCGGACUACACCUGCCUGUAUCGGUUCAGGGUGCACGGUGAUCCGCCCAAAGAUGGGGGAGACACAGCAGUUGCAUCUGUCAAUAAAUUCCAUUAAUGUUCACCCAGCCGAGUUCCCGUCUGCUUUGCCUGUGAUGCUGCCUGGUCCUCCCUGAGCUCACUGGAGCUCCCCGUCCUUCUCUAAACCCACCAGCUUAUGGGAGACUUCAGGAGUCUGCAGCAAGAUUGUCCUAAUUAAAAGAAACAGGAAAACUCAGUCACAAAUCUGCAGAAAGCCUGACAUGCACACUCUUGCUGUGACACAGGAACAUCAGCAAGGCCCUGCCUGGACACCAGAGA
Molecule: messenger RNA, 1214 nt
Organism: Columba livia (rock pigeon)
Lineage: Eukaryota; Metazoa; Chordata; Aves; Columbiformes; Columbidae
Product: SUN domain-containing protein 3-like
Exons: 8
Coding region: 1-972 (323 amino acids)
Cellular component (GO): meiotic nuclear membrane microtubule tethering complex; nuclear envelope
Molecular function (GO): protein-membrane adaptor activity
Source: RefSeq, a predicted model, not a curated record